This is a messenger RNA of Strongylus vulgaris, 1737 nucleotides long. The record is from the annotation of a GenBank genome assembly. NCBI's taxonomy places the organism in Eukaryota, Metazoa, Nematoda, Chromadorea, Rhabditida, Strongylidae.
UCAGCGCUUAACAACGCAUCACGUGGUAGAUCAACUAUAGUAAUCGCUCAUCGUUUGUCAACAAUUAGAGACGCAGACAAAAUUGUUUACUUUGAAAAAGGACAAAUCGCAGAACAAGGCACCCAUGAGCAACUUGUCGCACUACGUGGAAGGUACUAUGAGUUAGUUAAAGCGCAGCAAUUUAUACCUGAAGCGGAGGAGGUGGAGGAGGAAGAUAUUGAUUUGAACGAUGAUCCACCAGCCGGCUAUCAAAUGUCUCGACAGUCAACAUUAACGGAGACAAAGAGAUCGGGCUACGAUGCUUUUGUUCGUGGGCAGUCGAUUAACGAUUCAUUUGGAAGACAGUCCUAUAAUGCCGAAGCUGAUGCUGCAAAUGAAGCACAUGCUUUGGAAGUCCAGAAGGUCAUGGAAGAGUCCUAUAAUGCUGAAGCUGAUGCUGCAAAUGAAGCACAUGCUUUGGAAGUCCAAAAGGUCAUGGAAGAGACUUUGCAUGGCUGUGAUCAUCUUCUGCUCCGUUGGUUUUGGCGUUAUAGUGUAUUUUUCGCUAUUGUUUCGGAGAAUUUGGCAAUGCGAUUCCGUGUACAGUCGUUCAGGAAUUUACUAUUCCAGGACGCUUCCUAUUUCGACAAUCCAGCUCAUACACCUGGGAAACUCAUUACUCGUUUAGCCACCGAUGCCCCGAACAUUAAAGCGGUCAUUGACGGUCGCGCUCUACAAGUGAUUUACGCAUUAACUGCAAUUAUCGCGUGUAUAGUGAUAGGAUUUGUUCACAGUUGGCAGGUUGCCUUGCUAGGCCUCGGCAUGUUGAUCAUAUUGGCCGCUUCGAUGAUUAUGUUAGCGCAAACAAUUAUGACGAAAAACAUUGAGUUGAUCAAGAAUGAUGAAGCUGGCCGGCUUGCUAUCGAAACGAUCGAAAAUGUUCGCACAAUACAAUUACUCACUCGAACCUCGCACUUCUACACACGCUACGAAAGCGCUAGCAAACAUCAAAAGCGAUCUGAGCUGACCAAAGGAAUUUUCGAAGGAAUAAACUUCACAAUUUCACAGUCGUUCACCUACAUCAUGGUGUGUGUAUGCUAUGCUCUUGGUAUUCACAUUAUCUACAAAGGAGAUAAGACGUCGGAUGAUGUAUUCAUAUGCAUCAUUGCUAUGCUACUGGGUUCUGUGGCCGUAAUGAACUCAUCCGCCUACUUUCCCGAGUUCGUCAAAGCUCGUACAGCCGCUGGUCUCCUAUUCAGCAUGAUCUACCGUAAACCAAAAACUGGUAACGCAGAACUGGGAGAGAAAGCGGAAAUUCGUGGCAAUAUCAUGUUUGAAGACGUGAAGUUCAGCUAUCCCCAACGUCCACGCCAACCAGUAAUGCGUGGUCUGCAAUUCUCAGCUCAAAGAGGCCAAACUGUAGCACUAGUUGGACCAUCUGGUUCUGGAAAAUCCACCAUUAUUUCAAUGCUGGAACGAUUCUAUGAUACUAACGGUGGUCAUGUGCGUUUUGACGGGAAAGACAUCAAGACACUCUCGCUAAAUCACCUUCGUACGCAAAUGGCUUUAGUUGGUCAGGAGCCGCGCUUAUUCGCCGGAACCAUCAAGCAGAACAUCUGUUUCGGCCUUGGAGAAGUUACAAUGGAGAAAAUCGACCAAGCACUCGAACUUGCAAAUGCUAAGCGUUUUAUGGCUAAUUUACCUGCAGGACUUGACACAGAGGUAAAAUAUUCAAAUCAAUCGUCAUUAAAACGCUGA